CGCAAACCAAAUCAAAAGACAUCAACAUGGCAUCAGGACAGUCCUAUAAACAACAAGAGGCUAUCUAUGUAAGUAGCACUCCAUCGUCUGAUCAUAUCUAAUACGUACCAGCACAACGAUGGCCGGGAACCCGCUCUCCUCGACUUCAUCCAGGCUCAUCCGGAAUACCCUCAGAUGAAAAAUUCCCCUGCGAGGGUUCUCGCUGCGAUUGACCAGUAUGGUCGCGAGAAAGCCUUUUUGAUGAAUGUCGGCCACGAAAAGGGACGAAUUGUGACUGAUAUCAUCGCCCAACGCAAGCCAAGUAUCAUGAUUGAACUGGGUGGUUAUGUGGGCUACUCGACCAUUUUGUUUGCCGAUGCAGUCAGGAAAGCUGGUGGAAAAAAGUAUCUCAGUCUGGAACUCAGCCCAACAUUUGCCACGGUCUCCAAAGCACUUGUUCAGUUGGCGGGACUGGACGACAUUGUGGAAUACAUGAUUGGACCAUGCCGUGACUCUCUUCGAGCCCUGAGAAGUACUCGUUCGGGUGCACUUGAUCUCAUCUUUCUCGAUCACGCCAAAUUCGCAUAUACGAACGACCUCAAGCUAUGCGAGGAGCUGGCAUUGGUUGGCCAAGGCACGACCCUCGUGGCCGACAAUGUCAUUUGUCCUGGCAAUCCAAAGUAUCUCGAGUACCUCCGAUCACCGCCAGCAAAGAAGAUAGAGGAAGCCAAGACUGUUGAGGCAGAGAAGAGUGUGGAUGUGUCUAUUGGCAAUCCCCGCUUGAUCUACGAUACAUCUUUGGUCUAUGGCUUGGCGCCAACUGGAGAGCAGAUAGGAUGGAGUGGAAAUCUCGCAUUGUUUAGGGGAGUAGAUGGACAGUCGAUAGGCCAAGAAGAGAGUAUUCAUUCUUUUUGAAAUAUUGUAGAUUCGUCCUUUGGCUAUGAUGAGAAACCCGAGUAUGAUUGUCACUCGAGCAUAUCUUGAGAAUGUAAGAUGGUUGUCAAGGAGAUGCAGUUGCGUAUUGUUAAUAUCGUGUGAGGUAUCCCACGAUGACGAUAUAAUGAUAUAUUACACCACAUAACCUCAGGAUAGAAAU
This is a messenger RNA of Aspergillus wentii DTO 134E9, 1075 nucleotides long. RefSeq names its product O-methyltransferase. NCBI's taxonomy places the organism in Eukaryota, Fungi, Ascomycota, Eurotiomycetes, Eurotiales, Aspergillaceae. The coding region runs from base 175 to 894 and encodes 239 amino acids. The transcript has 2 exons. The record is from RefSeq and is a predicted model, not a curated record. Gene Ontology annotation, molecular function: O-methyltransferase activity.